Molecule: messenger RNA, 1527 nt
Organism: Dreissena polymorpha
Lineage: Eukaryota; Metazoa; Mollusca; Bivalvia; Myida; Dreissenidae
Exons: 3
Coding region: 110-622 (170 amino acids)
Source: RefSeq, a predicted model, not a curated record
GGUUUGAAUUAACCGUUAACGCAUAUGUAUAACCGCAUUGCCAAUCGCUGUCGUUAAAUCUUGUCAAUAGCGAUGUGUUGUGAUUGAAAGAGAGCAAAAGCACAGCAAAAUGAGUUUUAGUGACAGUUCCUGUUUUCUGAAGAUAACAUUCAUUCUAUUGAUUAAGGCGUUUAUAAGUCAGGUUCUUGCGUUGGCCAUUCCCUACUGGUUUUCCAUGGAUGCCGGAAUUACUAAGUUUCAUGGCUCGCUUUUCCGGAUCUGUUACGGCGUGAAAGGUGGAUAUAAAGAUUGUUUCGACGUGAACGAUGCUCCAAGCUGGUGGGAGGCGACCCAGGCAUUCGAGGUGAUCGGGACCCUGCUGAUCAUCGCCGCUCUCAUCCUCACCAUCGUCGUCGUGUUCUUCAAGUCCGACAUGAAGAUUCUCAAGCUUGUUGCGUGGAUACUAUCCUUCUGCGCAUGUGGAUUCAUAAUAGUCGGCAUCAUCAUAUAUGGAGCGAAAAGGUAUUCAACGUUUAAGUACUCGGGUGCUUUCGCGCUUGCAAUCAUCGCCGGAAUCAAAAUGGGAGUAGCGGGCAUUCUGGGAUUGAUGGACUGGAUGAACAAAGGGAAGCAAUUCGCUUAACUGGCUGAAAGAGAGAAGCAAAUUACCAACGCCGUGUUUUAUUUGUAUGCUGACGUGAACAGGGUGCAAGAUCAACGGGGUUUAUAGGGGUUUACACACGGGCUGGAAGGAAUAUAAACACACCGUUAAGAACUUUAUUUUUGCAAAUAUCUCAAGUUAUUGAAAUACAUUUUCAAAAAUCUUUUUAAUGCAUAAAAGACAGUUUUUCUUGAAGGUUGUGUCGAUAUCUUUAGAUUUAAGAAUAAAUCAUUGAAUACGCCUGAAAUCGGUGCCAAAAUUUCACGUUGCGUGCAGCAUACCCCUGUACAUGAAUGCGUUACACACUAAUAUUUAACCAAGAACACAGGCGUAUGAAAUAAAGUUAUUCUUAUGUAUUUCACAUUGCAAUAAGCAACAUAAAAACUAUAUUUUAUGCACUAGUUGAAAUUUUAAAGAAAAAUAGUUUUAAAAAAUUAUUUGAAGAAAAGCACCACAUACUGGUGUGUUUACAUCCAUUAACGUUCAAUUGUGAACCCCAAAAAGUCACGUGAUCCUGCACCCCGUGACCGAACUUGAACUUGCUUCAUUUCACAUUUUGUUUUCGUAUUUUUAUGACAUGUUUCGACAAGAACCCGAUGCAAGAAAACAUGUAAUCUUUUUAAGGGUAGAUUUUACAUGUUGAACACAAUUAAAUUGAGCGAUAGUGAAAAACGAUAGUGUUUUGACUUGAGAACAAAUUGAGCAUAAGCAAACCAAAGAAAUAAGAUUUGAAAUUAAGGCAAACCGUGGUUCUUCUAUAUUUAAUGUACAUUUAAUUAAUGUUUUAGUGCUAUAUUUCCUUAUAUAACACUUAAAAACGAGUUAUCCGAUUAUGAUAAACAAUUUGUUUAUACUUUUGAGCAUAUGUAAGUUAUAAUAUAAUUUAU